Molecule: messenger RNA, 1365 nt
Organism: Chenopodium quinoa (quinoa)
Lineage: Eukaryota; Viridiplantae; Streptophyta; Magnoliopsida; Caryophyllales; Amaranthaceae
Exons: 1
Coding region: 1-1365 (454 amino acids)
Molecular function (GO): nucleic acid binding
Source: RefSeq, a predicted model, not a curated record
AUGGAGGAGUACUAUGAUCAGGAUUUUUUUGACAUAGACCAACUAAUAAAUGAGGGGCCAUUUGAGUACAACACAGAUGAUGACAGCAUGGAUGAAGACAGUGAGGGGGACAGCAGUGUAGAAGAACAUGAAGCAGAGGCACAACCAACAAGUAGAAAGCAAUUAACAGUGCAGCAGAAACGCCAAAUUGUUGAUGACUUCCUACUACACAUGCAUGGUGGGGAACUACCCAGAAGGUGUUUGUUACAAAUGGCAAAAAAAUAUGGGAUACACAUAAGCACAUCAAUGAGGGUCUUGCAGUUUGUGAAACAAAGUAUAGCACAAGGGAAUGUCAUUGAUGUCAGAAGCAAAAAAUUGGGGAAAACAGGACCCAAACCCAGAAUUAUUACUAAUGAUUACUUGCAAUCAGUGCCUCUAUACAAAAGGACAACAGAGAGGAGUUAUGCAGCUUAUCUGAAAGUAUCACAUGGAUACCUCCAUAGAUUGAAGAAAAAGGGCAGAUUAAGAACACAUACAACCGCCAACCAUCCAGCACUCACAUCAAAUGACAAAGUGGCAAAACUCAAGUGGGCAUUAGCCCAUAUUCACCCAAUCCCAGCAGUUGGAGAUCCAACUUUCAUUAGUAUGCAACAAGUUAUACACAUAGAUGAAAAAUGGUUCUAUAUGAAUCCAGAAAUAAGGAGGUUCUACCUCUUACCAAAGGAAGAAAACCCAUACAGAUGUCAGCAGUCCAAGAGAUACAAGAUUAAGGCUAUGUUCAUGGGGAUGAUUGGUAAGCCCCUUUAUGACUUAAGUGGCAAUAUGCUACAUGAUGGUAAGUAUAAAAUUUUUCCAUUCACCUACCAGCAAAUGGCAAAGAAGAAAAGCAAGAACAGAGAUACAGGGGUGAUGGAGACAAAGGAUAGGCAAAGUGUGACCAAAGAAGAAAUCAGGAAAAUGCUAUUGACAAAUAUCAUUCUAGCACUACACAGGAAAUGGCAUCCCCGUCUGUCUAAGGACAUAUACAUUCAAUGGGACAAUGCUAAUCCACAUCAAAUUCCAAGGGAUGAAGAGUUCAUUGCAGCAUGUACAACACAUGGAUUCAACAUCCAAAUGAUAUUCCAGCCAGCACAAUCUCCAGAUCUUAAUGUAUUGGAUCUUGGUUUGUUCAAGGUCAUUCAAUCCUUGCAAUACCAGUCAUUUCCCACUAAAAUUGAUGAGUUAAUAGAGAAAGUCUAUCAGGCUUAUGAAUGGUUUGAUCCAGUACUCAACAAGUACUCAUGGAUCACUUUGCAAAGUGUAAUGAAAAAGAUUCUAGAGAAAGAAGGGGGGGGGGGGACAACUUCAAUCCACCUCACAUGGGCAAGAAAAGGUUGGACAACCUAG